ACGAAUCUAGUAUACCCUUUUACUCUACGAGAAACGGGUAUAAAAAUCGAUUUCUGGACCACAGUUCACUGCGAGUAUUCUUACUCGAACCAAUUCCCCCAAAAAUAAGAGGGAAAGAGGGAUACUUGGCCGCCGUAUGCGAACACAAUGCCCGAGAACCGGCGAUACGGUCUGGUGAUAACAAACCAGAGUUCGGACGCGGACGGUGUGGACACCGUUGCCCUAAUUGUGAACGCCAACCGACGCCGAUGCAAUGCCGCGCUGUUCUUCUUACUUAUAACGGGGAUUUCAUCUGGCGCUGCUGUUUGCCACCAUAGGCUUCAUACCUCAACCUUAGCUAACAUGACGUUCGACUCCAGCAUGCUAGUGGUCUGCGAGGAUGAGGAAACAGCCCAAUGGGUCAUGUCAGCCGUCUAUGGUAUGUGCCCGCCGCACUCCUGCCAGCCCUUAAUCGAGUUCUUCGGCCUCCUGAGGACGUGAGGAGUCGCAGAACCCGGGCCUAAACACCGACAAGUGGGCCGUGGUCAAUCGCUCCACCCUAGACUGCAAUGAUGUGGAGCGGCAGGUCCCUCAGUUCUGCG
Messenger RNA from Drosophila yakuba, 581 nucleotides. RefSeq lists its product as uncharacterized. The record is from RefSeq and is a predicted model, not a curated record. The coding region runs from base 148 to 480 and encodes 110 amino acids. The transcript is spliced from 3 exons. NCBI's taxonomy places the organism in Eukaryota, Metazoa, Arthropoda, Insecta, Diptera, Drosophilidae.